Messenger RNA from Cetraspora pellucida, 1215 nucleotides. The record is from the annotation of a GenBank genome assembly. Lineage: Eukaryota; Fungi; Glomeromycota; Glomeromycetes; Diversisporales; Gigasporaceae.
AUGCAAGUAAAGAUGCUAAUACUAUACCAGUUGUGUCAGAUAACUCUGAAUGUUCCAACAAUUUGCCAAGAUCAAAAAAAGCAUGAAAUACUUGCAAAACAAAUGAUAAAGCAAAAUCGAAACCAUAAUGUUUUGCAAAUUCGCGAAUCACAAAAUUAUCAUGAUAAUCUUGAAUCUUUACCCUUUAAUGCCAAUAAGUACCAACAUAAAGUAUCAUCUCAAAUGAAUACAAGAUCUACUAUCUCAAGGGUUCGAUCAAAUGAACCUGGUGUUGAUCCAGAGGCUAUUGAAUUAGAUAAUAAUAGUUUACAAGCUAGAAGUGGUACCAAAUAUCAAUCAAGGCACUCUUCUAUAGAAUCACAUAGUCAAAAUAAUUAUAUAGUGAUUCAAUCAAAUCAAAAUCACAAGUCUUCUCAAAUUUGCGAAUCACAAAAUUAUCAUGGCAAUUUUGAAUUCUCGUCUUUUAUUGCCAAUAAGUAUCAACAUAAAGUACCAUCUGCACUUCAACUGAAUUCAAGAUCCAAGGUUCAAUCAAUAAAGUCACCUUUACUUGAGCGCCCUAACAUUUAUAACAAUCAUUAUUCUGAUCGAAGUUACUGUCCACAUUCUGCUGAAACGGAAUCUUCAGAUGAUGAAAUCUUUUCUUCACUUGGCCAGCAUUACAAUACGAAUUCCUUUAAAAAGUCAUCUCAUUCGGCACUUUCAUUAAAUAUGCAAAAUACAAAGCAUACUACUCUAUACCCAACUAUUCAAUCGGGCUUAGCAGCUUUGUCUACAAAAAGUGGUCUUUUUUUUCAGAAUGAGAUACAUUUUGUACGCUGGCUAGAAACACAUAGAGAUGUAGUAUUACAAGCAUUGAACUUUAUGCUUUCAUCACCAUCUGUUAUGUCAAGUCAUUUAUCUUCAUCUGACUUACCAAAUUUGGCAAAAAUACUUUCUGAGCAAUCGCGAAUUUUAUUUCUUCGAACUCGAAUGCCAACGAAAAGAACCUGUACUUCACUAAUCAAAUGCAUUAUUCCUAAUAUUGUUAACAUACCUGAUUGGAAUGGAGUCUCAAGUAAAUUAAGACAAGUGUUUAAAAACUUUCGUAGUACAUAUAAUGAUGAUAUUGCCAAAUUGGCAACUGGAGUUGUGUGGGAAAAGCCACUUAAGAGGCACAUUGAUAUACUCGAUUAUGAUGUUUUCAAAAACCAGCAAUUAGGUAUAAGGCAUUAA